Solanum stenotomum is the source of this 1038-nucleotide messenger RNA. RefSeq names its product CBL-interacting serine/threonine-protein kinase 20-like. Bases 1 to 1038 code for a protein of 345 amino acids. The record is from RefSeq and is a predicted model, not a curated record. Gene Ontology annotation, biological process: protein phosphorylation. Lineage: Eukaryota; Viridiplantae; Streptophyta; Magnoliopsida; Solanales; Solanaceae. Gene Ontology annotation, molecular function: ATP binding; protein kinase activity. The transcript has 2 exons.
AUGAAAAUUGGAGACUUUGGUCAGCUUUAUGGUAAGCAAAUUACCAUGAUUGAUAAGUUACAAAGACAGAUUAUUUUAGAAGAGAGAAGAUUUUCUUCAAGGUUAGCUAGCUUGCAAGAAGAUGUUGUUGAUCAACCGUUUGCUAUGGCGGCCAGAAUUUACGAUACUGAACGAGAUACAAUUUCGAUGCAUAAAUAUGAGAUUGGUAAAUUGUUAGGCCAAGGUACAUUUGCCAAAGUUUAUCAUGCAAGGAACCUAAAAACAGGACAAAUUGUAGCUGUUAAGGUAAUUGACAAAGAAAAAGUCAUGAAAGUUGGCUUAAUUGACCAAAUCAAACGUGAAAUUUCUGUUAUGAGAUUAAUUAGGCAUCCAAAUGUUGUUGAACUUUAUGAAGUAAUGACUAGCAAAACAAAAAUUUAUUUUGCAAUGGAAUAUGUUAGAGGUGGUGAAUUAUUCAAUAAGGUUGCUAAAGGGAGGCUUAGGGAAUCAGCAGCGCGAAAAUACUUUCAACAAUUAAUCGCGUCUGUUGAUUUCUGUCAUAGUCGAGGGGUAUAUCAUAGGGACUUGAAACCCGAAAAUAUACUCCUGGAUGAAACUGGAAACCUAAAGGUUUCUGAUUUUGGGUUGAGUGCUCUUUACGAUACGAAAAGACAAGAUGGCCUCCUCCACACGACGUGUGGAACUCCAGCAUAUGUCACGCCAGAGGUUAUAAAUAAGAGAGGAUAUGAUGGCGAAAAGGCGGAUAUUUGGUCAUGUGGGGUGAUUUUGUUUGUAUUGUUAACUGGUUAUCUUCCAUUUCAUGACACAAAUUUAAUGGAAAUGUAUAAGAAAAUUAGUAAAGGGAUAUUUAAAUGCCCUGAAUGUUUUCCUUGUGAAGUGAAAAAACUACUUUCAAGAAUUCUUGAUCCAAAUCUAUUUUCAAGAAUCACAUUAGCUAAGCUAAUGGACAAUAAUUGGUUCAAGAAAGGAUUCAAACAAAUUACUUGUUCAAUUUACUUGUUCUACCAUUUUGCAACACUAAUAUUGAGGAAACAGUGA